Zerene cesonia (dogface butterfly) is the source of this 1990-nucleotide messenger RNA. RefSeq lists its product as uncharacterized. NCBI's taxonomy places the organism in Eukaryota, Metazoa, Arthropoda, Insecta, Lepidoptera, Pieridae. The record is from RefSeq and is a predicted model, not a curated record. Gene Ontology annotation, biological process: G protein-coupled receptor signaling pathway. The transcript is spliced from 10 exons. Gene Ontology annotation, molecular function: peptide binding; G protein-coupled receptor activity. Gene Ontology annotation, cellular component: membrane. The coding region runs from base 285 to 1751 and encodes 488 amino acids.
UCUACUUUUAAUCAACUGUGUACUUUGAGCAUAUAUGUGACAGUUUUUAAUUAAAAUAAGUGAAUAAAACGAUGUUUUAAUUUAAUAAAGAUAAUGUACGUUGACAUUUGUGAAGUGAAGUGGCAUAGAUUAAAUAAACAGAAGUGGUAAAACAUUUAUAAUCUGUAAUGCAAGUGAAAUAUAACGUGUGUUUGAAGAUGCAGUGGGAAGGAGGGGGGGACAAUAGCACAAUCUGAUUGGCUACUGGAUUAUGACGACAAAGUAGUGGACAAACAACCGCAAUCAUGGAUAAAAUGUCGGCAGCAGGUUCAGCGGUGGCGAUGAUAGGGGCCAACCUUCGUUUUGGCUCCGCGGGCGCUACCAACGCAUCUAUUGUGAACAACACGCGGUUAUGCCCACCGGGAGGGGCGGCGAGCGCUGCAGCGCUUCUAGCGUUAUCCAGCCUUGGCAUGUCAGCGAAUUUAGCGCUGAUGGCGGUUAUUUUGAGCAAGAAACAAUUACGGCGUUGGUCACACGGUCUGCUCUUCCAUCAAGCGAUCGUGGAUUGCGCGCGCGCAGCCAUCCUCCUUCCGCUGGGUAUCGCUGUGUUUAGAUGUCAGCCCGUAUAUAAGUGCUCGCUCGUGGAAACGGCUUUCCUAUUAUUGGUAACGGUAUCAACGGUAAAUAUGCUGACAACGGUGCUGAAUGACAGUCCAAUUUUCCCGGAGAACGAAGAGGAGCAAGCUGAUUUAUCGGCACCAUUGCUUAUGGAUAGCCCUCAGUGCGUGCUCUUCGGAACAUUCAUGAUAUGGUUUGCUUCAAUAACGAUCAACUUAGGCCCCACGUUCCUCUCUGGGGCCCUAGCCGCCAGCGCGGGCUCCUACGGUUCUUACGGGCCCUCACCAUCGUGCCCGCUGGUCAGGGGCCCCUUCAGACAUUAUGUACUCAACGCUCUAUGGAUAGGCGUUAACGCUGUGUGCGUGGGUCUUACACUGUUCCAUUUGAAGAAGUUACAUCGUGAUCUCACUAAGGCUAACGUAGAGGCAGUUCGCGUAGCUGGUCUAGUGACCACGCUAGUCAGCAUGGCUGGAGACAACCGCCGGAUGGAUUCUCUACCUAACAGCGUGGGACCAAGGACAGUAGAUGGUACGCUAGCUGACGGCCAGUGUCGGAGUGCGAACCUGCCGCUAGGUGGCGGUCGCCGGCUGAGGGGGUAUCUCGCGCGGGUGGAGAGGGAGGGGGUGCGCAGAGUGCGGAUGUUUCUGGUGAUCACAGCGGCGUACGUUCUCUUCUGGGGCCCGUUGUUUAUUAUCACACUGCUGCAUCACCCAUCGCUAACGUCGCACGUGGCGUAUGAGCUCUACUUCCAAAUCACCCUUCAUAUUUCCUACGUGCAUGCGGCGGUGAACCCCCUUCUGUUUCUGGCUCUGCACCGAGCGCUGCGCCGCGCCGCUCUGCAAUUGUGCUGUGGGUGUUGUGUCCAUUGGAGCCAGUUUGUUCUCGCUCUUACUGCUGCUGCUCAAUCCCCCCUCGCUCCGUCUUCAUUCUCACCGGCUGCGGCGUCCCCCGAACCGCCCCCCGCGCCUCCGCCCCCACUGGCGCCCCCCGCGCCGCCCGCACCUCACCCACACACGAUGAUGAGUUGGGAAGUUGAGGAGUGUGAUGCUGAGAGUAUCUCGAGUGCGCGUGUACAGGGAGACGAGGAUAUGAUGGAGUGGAACGGCAACGUGCGCCGUCCGCGGUCCCCGAGCCCCCUCCUCCCCGCGAUAUGAGCGCACACGCCGCCGCGCGCUCUGCGAUUGGACGUUAGCGUUUGUAGUGGUGUGCGUUAGGUGUUUACACGGUCACUGCGUAGUGAUUAGUGAGUGUAUAGACUCUUCACUUUCUAUCCCGAUGAUUACAGUGUUUUAGUGUUGCACUUGUAGGCUCAUUAUCGAUAUCCUGUAAAGGUUGAGGUUGUUUUUUGAGUUUUUAAGUAUAUGGAAUAGAGAACAUAAGACAUUUCAAUAAA